Manduca sexta (tobacco hornworm) is the source of this 1931-nucleotide messenger RNA. RefSeq lists its product as uncharacterized. The record is from RefSeq and is a predicted model, not a curated record. The coding region runs from base 121 to 1917 and encodes 598 amino acids. Gene Ontology annotation, cellular component: membrane. The transcript has 10 exons. Lineage: Eukaryota; Metazoa; Arthropoda; Insecta; Lepidoptera; Sphingidae.
CCCCAACAAUGUACAAUUAAAAGUCAUAAAUAUUUUAAAAUUCACGCAUAUUGUCAGUCUAGUCCGAAAUGUUUGAGUGACGCAACGUAUUUAUUAAUAAAAAAGUUUUUAAGUGUAAAAAUGUUUAUAAAGUGUUUAUUGAUUACGUUUAUUUUGCAAUUUAUCGAUGCUCAGAAUGAGUACCCAUGGCGGAGCUCGAGUACCUGCAGGCUACCUCGCAUCGAGAACGGCCGACCACGAUUCAGGCCGCGCUCGAAGAUCAUAAAGUUUAUCUGCAAUUUCCGGUAUGAGUUGGUGGGGAACCGAUACGCCACCUGCAGGAAUGGGGAGUGGGACGAACCACCACCAGUUUGUGUCAGACCCGGCUGCCCCCUCCUGCCCAAUAUAACCAACGGCGUUAGCAUGUACAACCAUCAUGGCGCGUGGAUGGUGGCAUUCUGCAUCCCUGGAUAUCAACUUGUGGGCUCCCCGGCCAUCUACUGCGAUGGUAACAAGUGGAACGGAUCUUUGCCCACUUGCAUUGACUCUUCAGCAGAAGCAAAGUACAGUUGUGACUUCGAAAGCCCAGACCUCUGCGGCUGGAUGGAUGACGAAUUCCACGAUUUUGAUUGGCGACGUAUCAACAAGCACACCCCGAGCCACUACCUCCUCACUGGGCCCUCGUAUGACCAUACUUACGGUCCUGGUGGAUCAGGUCAUUACAUGUAUAUAGAGAGCUCGACAAGGCUGGAAAAUGACACCGCGCGUCUCUUGUCCCCGAUCUACAGCGCAUCAGCGUCGAAGGGUGGUUGCUUCUCUUUCUUCUAUCACAUGUUCGGGAAGGAUAUAGGAGGUCUUCGAGUCUACCAGAAGCCUGGCAUUUUACAACUGUCAUACAUAUUGGGUUUAAGUGACUCUGACAAGCAGAGGUACAUUCUGUUCGAGCAAUGGGGGAACCUUGGCGACACCUGGUUCUCCGCCGUUGUGGACCUCAAGGAGACGCUCGGCAGCUUCCAGAUAGUGAUAGAAGGCAUCCGAGGCAAGAGUUAUACGAGUGAUAUAGCGAUCGAUGACGUGGCGAUACUGCAUGGUGAGAACUGCACUGAAGCGAAGAGGAUCGCCUCCACCCCAUCCCCCAAUUUACCGGAGACAUGCAGUGGCCGCUGUGAUCUACAAGGCGAUAAUGAGCCUCAACCAGGCUGCAGUUGCUCUUUACCCUGUAUCGCUAUGAGCAACUGCUGUUUCGACUUCAUUGAGCUCUGUCUCUUCAACCCAGCAAACGGAUCGAAAUCUGAUGACGACGCUACUACCACCGUAGAAGCUCCAGAAACACAAAAACUAGUCGCUAGCACCGAGACUACCUCAACUACGACGCUUAAGCCAACCACGAGUCGGACUACGUCUACAACCACGCGGACAACCAUACGUACAACCACACCUAGGACUACCUCUACAACUACUACAACACCUGCACCUACCACCACAACAACCACAACUCCUAAACCUACAACUGUAAGACCUAGAACUACAAAAAGUACUACAACGACCAGAAAGCCUACUAAACCCACAACACGUGUGUACAGACCAACAACAAAACGUAUUUCAAUAAAGCCGAUAACUGUCCCAACGACUACGACUAGGCGUACAACUGUGUUUAUUACGUCGACAACGCGGACUGUGGCGACAACUACACAUCAGCCCACAUAUCACGAUAUGAUAGAUGAUAAAGCAACGUUGGCGACCGCAAAAGAUGAGAAGAAAGGAUCCGGUGCUCUGAAAACAGCGGUGGUAACCAUCGUAGUUUUGGCGUGCCUCAGCGCUGCGGUCAUGGCGGUGGUAUGCUCCCGGUCUUCCAGAGGGUUGCAGGCGAUAGCAAGGCUGCGCGGCACCACACGUCGCGACCCUGAAGUGCGCUACUUAAGCGAGGCGAAUGAAUAAAUUAUAUAUUAACA